Pelagomonas calceolata is the source of this 1448-nucleotide messenger RNA. Lineage: Eukaryota; Pelagophyceae; Pelagomonadales; Pelagomonadaceae. The record is from the annotation of a GenBank genome assembly.
GACAAAGAGCAUGCUCUCACUGCUACACACCAAAAAGUAAACAGCCUGACGCAUCACAUUCACAUUCCUGCCAAAAUCCUGGUGCGACCGGAUCCACCAAAAAAGCAAGCUGGCGUCCCCCCACCUCAAGCAAAAUGCAGUGCUCACCUUCUUAGCAGCAGCAGCAGUGCUCGCCUACUACCUGAGACGCCGCAAAAAACGACGCCAGCAAGCAGCAAAGCGCCACGCGCGCGACCUCCUGUGCGACCCGAGAAUCAAGCGAAGCCUCGUGCCGUACCCGUCGAAGGACACGACGCGCCGGCUCGCGACGCUCACCGGCCUGAGCGCGCAGCAGGUGCACCACAUCGCGAGGAGCGCGCGGUCCGGGCGGUGCGCGCGGCCGUGGCACGGCGAGGCGCCGGCGCAGAAGCGGCGCGAGACGUUCGCGCGGCGGCGCCACUUUUACUUUGCGUUGCACAAGUUUGAACGCAGCGUCUGCUCGACGGCGUGAAGGCGACGAGUGCAAACACGCAGGCCCGCCGGCUGCGUGACGCAGCGCGACGAGACCGCGUCGACGGUCUUCGACGUCCUGCCGCCGGGGUUUCCGCCGCGCGGGCCCGCGUCAAAACGUGAGGUGCCUUCACGGGAUCGCGGCGACAGCGUAAGGCUCGACGGCAAAAGUCGCCAUCGCCGCGACGCACCUGGAACUCGACGCCUGUCGAGUAGACAUCGGCGAUCGUGAAGCCCCGCCCUGGCACCCGCGGGACUAUGCAAAGUUCGAAAAACGAUGGGCGCUCCACAGGCUCGGCCCCGUCGGCCGCCUCGACAAGGCCACGACGGGCCUGCUGCUGUUCACGGACGACGGCGGCCUCGCGAAGCGGCUCGUCGCGGCCGGAACCUGCAGCAAGACCUACGUGCUCGACGUGGCGGGCGACGUCACGGACGCCGCGCUCGCGUCGCUGGCGACGCCGCUCGACGACGUCACGCUGCAUACGCGAGAGGCCGUCCGCACGGCCCCGGCCGACGUCGCGGUCCUGAGGCGCGACGCGACCGCGGUAUCGAGGCGGCGUCCGUCCUUUCCUUCAACCGGCCGCGCGUCGAUGGCGUGGCGUUGGGCCCGCGUCGCGUCGAUGGCGUCCGAGGUGCUGCGCCAGUACAAAGACGACGACGCAGGCGACGCUCGAGGUCACCAUCGCCGAGGGCCGCAACCGCCAGAUCCGCCGGCUCGCGGCGCGCGCCGAUUUAAAAGUGACCGCGCUCCACCGCGUGCGGCUCGGCCCGCUGGCCCUGGGCGACCUGCCCGUCGGCGCCGCGCGGGGCCUGACGCCGCGCGAGGUCGACGCGCUCCUCGGCGCCGUGGGCCUCGCCGGCGCGCGGGGGCCGCCGCGCGCGCUGCCCUGCGCCGCCGCGCCCGAAUUAAGGGAGAGCGACGUCGCGGCGGCGCUGGACGACCUCGUGGCGCGCGCCUA